This is a messenger RNA of Phalaenopsis equestris, 1205 nucleotides long. Its product is annotated as fruit protein pKIWI502. The transcript is spliced from 5 exons. Lineage: Eukaryota; Viridiplantae; Streptophyta; Magnoliopsida; Asparagales; Orchidaceae. Gene Ontology annotation, molecular function: oxidoreductase activity. The record is from RefSeq and is a predicted model, not a curated record. Bases 82 to 972 code for a protein of 296 amino acids.
AAAGAGUUGGAGAAAUCCACUCUGAUCAACUUAUCUUCAGCUUCGUCUAGUCUACAAAAGCGUCCUGCAAACUCUCCUCCAAUGAUGACUACCCUUACUCUCUCCCCCGCGUACCCCUCGCUUUUUCCCUUCCAUGCUCUAGCUUCGCAAUUCCCCUCUUCCAUGUCCCCCCUCCUCCACGUCCGUCGCCGCCUCGUCUCCCUAGCCGUCGCCGCCGCCUCCGUUCGGCAGGAUUCCCCAACCUGGACCCAGGCUCCUCUGUCCCUCGUACGCGCCGCUUCUGCGGAUUCCUCCCUAUUCCACAUCUCCAUCGACGCCUCCGAUUCCCCUGAUCUCAUCUCCGCUCAUACUACCGCUGGCCAGUAUCUCCAACUCCGCCUUCCUUCGGCCGUCCACGCCAAGCCUAUUUUCCUCGCCAUAGCCUCCCCGCCUUCCCUAGCCGCCACCCGUGGAGAGUUCGAGUUCCUGGUCAAGAGGGUUGAGGGAUCCACUGCCCAGCUCCUCUGUUGCCUUCAGAGCGGGGACGUCGUUGAAAUGAGCGGCGUCAUGGGGCGAGGCUUCGAGAUCGACCGGAUCUCCUCUCCGGACGACGCGCAGACUAUCCUUAUCUUUGCCACUGGAUCAGGGAUUAGCCCUAUCCGUUCCCUCAUUGAGUCAGCUUUUAGUGCAAAUGAAAGGCCGGAUGUGAGACUUUAUUAUGGAGCUAGAAAUCUUCAAAGAAUGGCAUAUCAGGAUAGAUUUAAGAAUUGGGAGUCUUUGGGUGUUAAAAUUGUUCCUGUUUUGUCCCGGCCGGAUGAUAGCUGGAAAGGUGAAAAGGGUUAUGUGCAGGCCGUUUUUUCAAGAGCCAAGCAGAUCUUAGACGCUUCAUCAACUGCAGCAGUUCUCUGUGGGCAGAAGGCUAUGACUGAGGAAGUUGCAUCCGUGCUCAUGGCCGAUGGUGUACCACAAGAUAAAAUUUUGAAAAACUUUUAAUGCUUUUUAGCAUUUCUUUCUUUUUUUGUGUUUAUUUUUUAUUUAUUUUUAUACCAAGCCUGUUGCAGAAUAAAGGCUGCGCACCACAUAUGUUGUAUAAUUGCCUGUAUUGAAUUUUUAGGCCAAUUUGCAUACUACCCAACAACUAUCAUCAAAUUAGUUUUAGUUAUUUUAUUAGGAAAUAGUUUGUCUUUUUAAACAGCAUAAAUGCGCAAAAUUUUGUGUAAAUGUAC